CUUGGCUUACCCUCAUCGGCAUCUUCAGUGGCUGCAUGGAUGCUGUCCUUUCAUUUCUCCACAGCGGCAGACGCUGCUCCGCACCAAUCUAGACUUUCCCAAGUCGCCCAAGACCUUCACUCCCUGAAUGGACUUGGAUUCAGGUCAACGUGGUGGCAAGGAUUUUAUUCUUGCCCAGAACUGCUGUGCAUAAUGCAUUUUAGCACAACCCAUCCACAUAUUAACUCAUUGAUACCCAAAGCAUUCCGUACUCUGUCCAACUUGAGACGGUGGAGAGUCGUUCAUGGCUUACAUAUCAGCUGCUUUUCAAGCUUCGGCCUAGACGCCAAAACGUGACGGGAUCGUCCGAGGCGUGGAUUCAUGCGUCAAACAAAACACGGUUUUCUUUGUCAAUGGCAUGCCAGUGUUCGUGCGGUCGGUCUCACGGUGAUUCUUGACCUCUGCAUUUGUCUCACCAGCCAACUACACAUUUAACCAACCAACUACUCUGUACAGUGUGCUCCCAAUAUGGAGUUGGUUGCGGCUGAUGGUUUCUGACCGAAGAGUUUCCAAACAUUCGACAAUUUCUCUCCAGAUCGGCUUGAAACUUUGACUCGUGGCCGUCGCCAACUUAAAACCCCAACUCCCUGCAAGUAGGUCCACGCAAUGGACUUCGGAAGUUGAUCGCAGCCAAUCGUGUUUCACCAGGCCUCUUCGCCCCGAUGGGCGCCCGUGUCUUGAUCGAUGGCUCCCCGCUAGUCAUGCUCGACAGCCAUCGUGAGCAUGGUGGCGAUAUAAUCAUGCGGCUGGCCUCCAGCCGGGGCCGUCUUUUGUCAAUCGUCUCGAAUUCCUGCUGCUUUGCCCAAAAUUUUCGCUCCCUACCGCCAGAUAGGGAGCAUGUUGUCCAUCGACUGAGCAAAGAGGCCACACGAUGCUACGCCAGGCACUCCCCUUGACCAUUUCUCGCCCGUGACAUCCUUGGUUCUCUUUCUCAGUCAUCUCCGUUGAACGGAGAUUUGAUCUGCUGGCCUGGAGGAUGGCUUUGGGUCAUCCCGUGGCAAGCGAUUCCGGCAGAGGAACGCAAUUAUGGGUAGUAGCUACCGUCAUGGUUGUUGUUUCGGGCUUUUUUGUUUCUCUGCGUUUAAUCGGGAGAUAUUUUCGGAGUAUGCUUUGGGUGGAUGACUGGGCAAUUGUUGCAGCACAUCUGUUCUCAAUCGCAUUUUCCGUGUGCAAUAUUAUGUCUGUAAAGCAUGGAUUCGGCAAUCACACUUGGGAGGUGCCAAAGCCCGAAAGAAUUCAGGCGUUGAAGUGGUCACUCAUAGUGCAAGUGAUAUACAAAAUCGUCAUCUCGCUCACCAAGGUUGCAAUCUUGCUACUCUACCUGCGACUCUUCUCUGUGCAAAAGGUUUUUCGCUGGCUAUGUUACGCUCUCAUUGCAUUAACUGUUUUGUCGGGUAUUGCGUACACGCCUCUAACAAUCUGGCAAUGCUCGCCGGUACAAGCCUUUUGGGAUCGUUCCAUUCCACACCAGUGUAUCGGAAAUCAGCACUGGCGACUGUCGUAUUCAGUGAUAAACAUAGGCACUGACUUUUUAAUUCUGUUUCUCCCGAUACAACGGAUUUUUUGCCUCCAGCUAGAACGAAGGGAUAAGAUUGCGUUGAUUUUUAUCUUUUCUUUGGGUGCAUUUGUGUGCAUCAUAAGUGUUAUCCGAGUGACAACCAUUCGCAGGGUUGGCAAGCGGAAGGACCCGUUGUGGAACACAUUUCCACUCGGCUUGUGGAGUGUUGUUGAAGUCAACACGGGCAUUGUCUGCGCCUGCAUGCCUAUGAUUCGCCAGUCACUUUCCGUACUGUUUCCGAAGCUAUUUUCACGCAAUAGAACUCGCCCUAGCGGCCGUUCCUUGAGCAAAUCUGCCAGCCACAGGUCCUACGGGCUGACAAACGGUGGGUCGACAAUGCCUACUGCUGCCAUAUGUUGGACCAAGCAUGAAGAAGAGAAUAUUUAUAUGGCGUCUAUAAAACCAGGGAGAGAAUCGCCAAUUUUCCGGACAGAGAGUGAAGAGAGGAUUAUUGGGCCCGAAAAUGCUGAUCCGAAUGAUAUGCGGAUAUUUCAGCGGACGGAAAUAUCAAUAAUUGACUCGAGUAGAGCAUAGUAAUGAUUGAUUGUUGUGUUUUGACGUUUAGGGAACUGAGAAGUUCAACGCUUUCACGAUAUUUUUGUAUAUGUUCGAUAUCUAGGAAUGGCUUGUUUCUCAAUUUAUAUACUGGCGCCAAGUGGUUCCUGUGUUACGCUGUGGUGGUUUCAGCAGGAAGGAGAGUAUAAAUGACUGUUAAUCAGCUCAUGAGAUAACCACUAGUCAGUC
Messenger RNA from Coccidioides immitis RS, 2341 nucleotides. RefSeq lists its product as uncharacterized. The transcript is spliced from 7 exons. NCBI's taxonomy places the organism in Eukaryota, Fungi, Ascomycota, Eurotiomycetes, Onygenales, Onygenaceae. The coding region runs from base 1016 to 2131 and encodes 371 amino acids. The record is from RefSeq and is a predicted model, not a curated record.